Bactrocera oleae (olive fruit fly) is the source of this 7818-nucleotide messenger RNA. RefSeq names its product phosphatidate phosphatase LPIN (gene Lpin). The record is from RefSeq and is a predicted model, not a curated record. Gene Ontology annotation, molecular function: phosphatidate phosphatase activity; transcription coactivator activity. Gene Ontology annotation, cellular component: nucleus. Gene Ontology annotation, biological process: fatty acid catabolic process; cellular response to insulin stimulus; positive regulation of transcription by RNA polymerase II. NCBI's taxonomy places the organism in Eukaryota, Metazoa, Arthropoda, Insecta, Diptera, Tephritidae.
AGGGAAUAUAAAAAUGUGGAACUUAUAAUAAGAGAAAAUGGUUUUUCAAAACUCUUUAAAAUUUACUGAGUAUUUAGCGUACGUCGAUCCUCAGAGCAUGAAGUGCUCAAUAGCAAAAGCUUUGGAACCUUCACUCUUAAAGUUCUCAUUUUUACACUAAAUAUUGCAAUAGUUUUUACUUCCGCUGAUACCCUUCCAAGUGGUUUGUCUUUCAUUUUUUGUGACCAUUUGUUUCCCCCCUCCGAAUCAAGCCACCACGCAGAAACAAACGCAUACCAUAACUUAAGCGUUCUCAAAAGCGCUCUCACAUGACAGAUAAGUAGUUAUGUAUGCAUGGGUUAAUUUGAUUAUCGUUCUCCCUGCUGAGGUGGUGUGCUUGGUUGGCUAGCUGUCAGCGGUUUCGCUCGUUGGCUGCCAGAUUAUAUGACUCGACGCUACUAGACGCAAGCUUCAGUCUACAAAUCGCACUUGUCGGAGCAACUACAAAAAAAGAAAGGCCUACAAGGCGGAAAAUAUAAAAGUUAUUGAAAAAAGUAUACAUAAGAAAACAAUAACAUUUAAGUAACUUAAUAGAACGGAAAUCAUGAAAUUGUGAAAUCAAUGUUUCAACAAAGCAACGAAAAUAUUUAAAGAAUCUUUGUAGUGAAAUAACUAAAGGCAAAGGUCUAAAGUGUAAAGUAAAAGCAAAAUAUAAGUAAAUUUGAUGUGUAUGGAAGAUAAGUCAGCCAGCCAUACUUGCUAAAGUUGUCUAAAUUAAUUAUUGCUCUGGUGCAAUAAGAAUAUCUAAAUGUGAACUAAAUGAAAUAAGACAAAGUGAAAGAAAGUAAAAGAUACAAAGGAACAAAAAGCGAAAGUCAAAUUUCCAACCAUAAAAAAGAUAACGGUAUAACGGCUAGAACUGUAUAGCCCAACCAAAACAUGGCCGAAAAAUAAGUAUGUGGAUAUACUAAAAAUCAAAUGGUCAAUCUGUAAAUGUGUGUACCUACUAAGUACAAUACAAAGUCUAAUAAAUAACUGACGAUUAUAAAAGAAUACUACGACGAGCGAAAGCAAAGCAGAAGCCAGUUCCACCGUCUACUUUUAGUACGGGGCGUUGCUACCAAGAAAGCAGACGUCUACGCGCAGAAAACUCAACAACUUUUAAACUUAAUUACUAACUAACUAACUAAAAGUAGCCGAAACGGCCACAAAAUGAAUAGCCUAGUAAAGGUGUUCAGUAACUUCAGAGAGUUCUACAAUGAAAUCAAUGGUGCUACACUCACCGGUGCCAUCGAUGUGAUCGUGGUUGAGCAGCCGGAUGGUGAAUUUCAAUGUUCACCCUUCCAUGUGCGCUUUGGUAAAUUGGGUGUGUUACGGAGUCGCGAGAAAGUGGUUGACAUCGAGAUCAAUGGCGAGCCCGUCGACAUACAUAUGAAGCUGGGCGACUCCGGUGAGGCAUUCUUUGUGGAGGAGUGUCCCGAAGAGGAUGUGGAAGCAUUGCCAGAGAAUAUGGCUACCUCGCCAAUACCGAGCAGCUAUUUCCCAAACAAAUAUGACAAUGAUACAUUAAUGGGCGAUACACUCGAGAGCAAAACAAUAAUUGCUAGCGAUGACAUACAACUGCCGCUGCCAUUGCCGCGUCGUAAUUCCAUUGACUUUUCAAAAGAGACCGAAAAGGAAGAUCAAGUGCCGAAAUUUGAGAAUCAAGUCUCAGAUUUUAGUCACAGAAGACACACCGACAAUACAUUGGAGCGACGCAAUCUUAGUGAAAAACUACAAGAGUACACUACGCAAAAGCUGCGACAAGAGUGGGCCGAACAUGAGGAGAUUUUUCAAUUUGAAGCCGUUGAAAGAGAGAAGGAAUGGAUUAACAGCACACAAACUGAAAGCAAAAUUCAACAGAAAUCCAACACAGACGUCGCACCCACACCAACGAUCAGCGUGCAGCCAGCUUCCAAAGAUGAGCUUCCCGCGAAACUGAAUAACACGAACAAUACAAAUAAUAUAAACAGCAACAUCAACACACCCACUACUACAACCGAAGCUAUCUCCAACAAUACUAGUCCAAAGGAUGAAUCCAAAGGUGGCAAGAAGAAACGCCGCAAGAAGUCACAAAUGAAGAAGAAGAAUGCACAACGCAAGUCUUCGUCGAGCAGUUCAAUUGGCAGCACCACACCCAUGGAGGGCGCCAACGGUAAUAACACGAAUGCCGAUGAGGGUGACGGCAUUUCCAUUUCGAAUAACACCAACUCAUCGUCGAAUGAGGAGAUUGCCACAGCAAAAUCAAAUAACGAUCAACAGUCGGCACCGCUCGUCUCCGCCACGGCUGGUGAUGAGAGUCCCAUUAGCGAAACAUGCCAAACAUCACCGAUUACGCCUAGCACACGUAUACCAGAUCUUGAUAUACACUUUUUCAGCGAUACCGAGAUAACACCAUCGGGUGGUGCUAGCAGUUGUGUGGGACGCGGUUCUGGACGUCCCUCCACACCCAUACAAAGCGAUAGCGAAUUGGAGAUUUCGUUGCGUGAGAAAGAUGUCGAUGCUGAAUUGAUAUCGAAUACCGCUUCAUGGAAAUGGGGUCAAUUGCCUACACCCGAUGCGAGCGAGAAGGUGGACGGCAGCGGUGACCAGUCGGCACAAACGCAAGCACAACGCAACUCAAUGCUGAGUGGCAUGUUUAAUUUUAUGAAGAAAACCAAUAAAAUGCGUAAACAGGCCACCGAUGGUGGUGUAUACUUGUCCGAUUUGGAUGCCGAAGGUAUGGAUCCAGAAAUGGCUGCAUUAUAUUUCCCACAGCCGCGGCUGUCGAAGUCGACAAAUAAUGCCAGCGCUGAUGCUGGCACAACUACCAGCACACUGUUACAAUCCGGCGAUGAUGAUCGUGAAAGUGGCAAUGGCACCAGUUUGCCGCAUUCGCCUAGUUCAAUGGAGGGUCAGAAGAGCGUGGACUCGGACUACGAUGAUGGCAAGCCACAAGAUGCAAAAUACCUCGACUUUGUGGCGAUGUCAUUGUGUGGUGUCGGUGACAAAGGCGAGCCAUCAGAUGAAGAGUUCGAUCAACACAUGAUUAAAUAUUCUGAUGUUUGCGAAAAUCCCAGUUUGUUCUCAUCGCCAAAUCUAGUUGUACGCCUGAAUGGCAAAUACUACACCUGGGCAGCUGCAUGUCCAAUUGUCAUGACCAUAAUAACAUUCCAGAAACCACUGACUAACGAUGCCAUUGAACAGCUGAUGAGCAAUGCCAAACCCGAUGAAGCGGUGAACAAGAGCGAACCAGAUGGCACCACAGCUGGCGCUCAAUCAAAACGUUCCUGGUGGAAUUGGAGGCGUUCACAAGUUGGCGCCGUACCAAAUUCUAAUAAGAUUGCCAAACCAGAUGAUAAGGAUGAUGAGCGAGAUGCCGACCAAGCUGCCGUGGCCACACAAACAACACGUCCCAACUCCCCAGAUAUUAGUGAGAAUACACUAAGCAAAACCGACUCGACGCUCAAUGCUGAAAACACAUCAGCGCAAGUUGAAAAUCUCGAGGACUUAUCGCAAGCCUCCUCGAAAGGUGAAGCAACCAGUAGUAACGGUAACAAAAAUGAACGUUACAAGAAGAGCUUGCGCCUUAGUUCGGAAGCAAUUAAACAAUUGAACUUGAAGGAUGGCAUGAACGAAAUUGAGUUCAGCGUCACCACCGCCUAUCAGGGUACCACACGCUGCAAAUGCUAUCUCUUCCGUUGGAAGCACAACGACAAGGUUGUCAUUUCCGAUAUCGAUGGCACGAUCACCAAAUCGGAUGUGCUCGGUCACAUUUUGCCAAUGGUCGGCAAAGAUUGGGCCCAAUUGGGUGUGGCACAAUUGUUUUCGAAAAUCGAACAAAAUGGCUAUAAGUUAUUGUAUUUAUCCGCACGUGCCAUAGGGCAAUCACGUGCCACACGUGAAUACUUACGUUCCAUACGUCAGGGCGAUGUUAAGUUACCCGAUGGGCCAUUGUUGCUCAAUCCUACAUCACUUAUUUCGGCAUUCCAUCGUGAGGUGAUCGAACGCAAGCCGGAACAAUUUAAAAUCGCUUGCCUCUCCGACAUACGCGAGCUCUUCCCCGACAAGGAUCCCUUCUAUGCCGGCUAUGGCAAUCGCAUCAAUGAUGUAUGGGCCUAUCGCGCUGUUGGUAUACCAAUUAUGCGCAUUUUCACCAUUAACACUAAGGGCGAAUUGAAGCAUGAGCUAACACAAACAUUCCAGUCAUCAUACUGCAGCAUGACAUACAUUGUGGAUCAACUAUUUCCACCCAUACGCGACGAUGAGGGCGCUGUAGAAUACUCCAAUUUCAAUUAUUGGCGCGAUCCUAUACCGGAAUUGGAUUUAGUUUUGGAUAAUAGUAGCACCGAAACCAACAACACCAGCCACAAUGUUGAAGUAAAUGCAUUGCUGCAAAAGGGCUUAGCAACCAUUCCAGAAAAUUAAUAACCAACAACAAAAUAAAACUAAUAUAUAAAUAAAAAUAAAUGAUAACUGUAAACCAUACCAAAAACACGAAUGUAGUGUAUAACACAGUAUAAGUUUUGAAUAUAAGUACUAUUUAGUUGCGCUUACGCUUUGCAAUUUUUUAAUGGUAUAUGCUUACGUACUUAGCAACUAGUUUUCCUUGAUUUAAUUUGCAAUAAUAUUACACGUGUGAAAUAACAACUUUAAAAUGGAUUAUGCACACAAAAAGCUUAUACAAAAUAAUUGUUUUUGAUAGAAUUUCUUUUUUCUUUGAGUUUUCAAAAUAUCUUCGAAGUGUUAACAAGCAUUCUAAAUACUAUUAUUACAGGAUUUUCGAAAAGUCUCUUGCAAAUUUUCAACUUUUUGAGCAAAAUUCUAAAAAAAAAUAUAUUUUAUGAAUUUUUCGCCCAUUUUUUAUAAUGUUUCGUAUGGCUGGUUACAUUGAAGAUUUCAAUAUUCUCGCAAAUUAAACUCAAAAACCAAUAAACAGAAAAUUGUUAGUAAGAAAUGAAUGAGACUACAACAACAAUGUGUGAGACUUUUACUAAAAAGUAAUGAUCUCAGUUUUAGAUAUUAUAAAAAUGUUUUCUAAGCUGACCAAUCGAUAAUAGAUAACGCUACUUACCCUCCGUAGUUACUCAAAUUAUUAAAAAAAAAAAUAUUGAUAAUUGCCAAGAAAUCGAUUUGUCUGUGACGAAAUACGAAAAUGUUCUGCAAAUUUAAAAGAAAAAUAAACAAAACUGUUAAAAUAGCAUUAUUGGCUCAAAAAUUAAUUAAAGGAGUUUUUAGGUAUCGAAACGCAUCAGUUUGAUUCAGAAAGUUUUUGUCCACUUAAAAUAUUGGUUUACUUAAUUAAACAAAAAAAAUUUAAAAACAUAUUCAUUUGUAUUGACAGCUACUUAUAGUUUUUGGAAAAGUUUCAAGUUUAAUAAUAUGGCAAAAACUAAGUGAAAUUAAAAAUAAUCCUUUUGCUUCUAUAUGAAAUGUAUAAUGAAAACCAGAAACAAGUUUAGUAUUUUGGUAUAGAAAACAAUUAUUUCAAUAAUUAUUAAUUUAUAUUAUUUAGAGUACACAUCAUUGUGAAUUGAUUUUAUAUUCCUACUACUUUUAAAGCAUUAAUUAGAACUGAAAUAAAUGUGUUUUAUAAAGUUUAUGCUUCUUCUAUGUUCUAGUUACAAAUAACUUAUACAUAAAACUACUAAGACUAUUACAAAAACAAAAUAUUUCAAAAUACUAUCAUCAAUACAUGCACCUAUACAUUCUUAAACAAUGGUGUAUGCAAUAAAAAAAUAUUUUUUUGUAAAAUACUUUAAAUAAAAUACAAAAGUGGGGUUCUUACUAUUUCUACCACUAACUAUUACAAUUUACAUAUGUAUAUUCUCAAAAUGUACAUAUGUAUGAAUGUACAUGACUAUGACAUGUAUGUAGUUGCCAAUCGGUGCAGGUUUCUAUCUCUAAUAUUCAUAUGUUUAUUCAAAUAAUUAUAAUUCUUAUGUUAUUAUAAUUGUGAUAAAUUUUAAGGUCUCCAUUCUAUAGCUGUAAGAAAUAUUCAUUAGAAAUUGAAAAGCCACAAAAAUUAUUUUUGUUUCGUAGAAUUAUAAUAUUUAAUGUUGCUUUGGGUCUUUUAAAUUUUUAUUAGUUUUAUUAGUAAUAAAUUUUUGUUAAUGUGAUAUAUUUGAAAAAAAGCAACUAUUGUAAUAAAAAACAUUCAUCUACUGCAUCAGUUGUAUUACAAAUGUAUAUGUUCUCGUUUUAAACUAUACUUCAUAUUUUAUUUAUCAUAAAAAAUUUACUUUAAGUUUAAAUUUUUUUGAAUAAUAUUUCAAUGCAUUUAUUCCAUUUAUUAUGCCAAUUUGCGUCUAAAAAUUAUAAUUUCAAAUUGUAUGCGUUGCACAAUAUUAAUUUUAGUUUAUUUGAAAUACAUAUAAACAUACUUAAAUGCAUGUAUAUGUACACUAAGUCCCUAGCAACUUCCGGCUUUGUUUUUCCGGCUAAUAAAGUAUGUGGGCCUAAAAAACAAUAUGAAUCGCCUAGACGACAACUCGGGCAUUCAUAAUCAUAAUCAUAUACCCGCCUACCACAAACAGGAACGUGGCAAUUGGCAAAAAACUUUCAAUUUUACAAGUUACCCUUUAGCGCCUAAACAGUGUGUCUUAAAAGAAUUAAACUAUCUGAUUGUGGUAGAUGCAUAUGUGCACUUUACAUAGAGAUGUUAACAUCUUAAAUGGGUUGAACGCAAGAGUGACAAUCGAAAACCCAAAAAACUCAAAAUACCUAGCAACUUCCGGUUUUGUUUUUCCGGCUAAUAAAGUAUGUGGGCCUAAAAAACAAUAUGAAUCGCCUAGACGGCAACUCGGGCAUUCAUAAACAACAUCAUAUACCCGCCUACCACAAACAGGAACGUGGCAAUUGGCAAAAAACGUUCAAUCUUACAAGUUACCCUUUAGCGCCUAAACAGUGUGACUUAGAAGAAUUAAACUAUCUGAUUGCGGUAGACGUCCCUUAUUUCCCCAAGUUGAUUUUUUCCUGCAAACGCCCCCCAAGUGUCAGUUUUUGUCCUAAAAACAAGAAUCCAACGUAAACUAACUUUUUAUAUUAAAUUUAAAUCAUGCCUAAAUCAUUUUACUUUUUCCAUAAUAUUUCAUAAGGUAUUUUUCAAUCACACACACAACACGCCACAACUUUGAAAAAGUGAUAUUCUAUUACAAAAUUUUCCGCUCUACAAAAAAGAUUUCAAUGAGUUUUUUCAUAAGAAUAUUACUUUUAAAGUUAUAUGCGGUUAAAGUUAUGCAUCAAAUGUAGUGUAUUCAUACAGUACACCAUGUCGUAUAAGCAACACUUGUGUGAAUGCUCAGGCUAUUUGAUACACACAUAACUUCAACUGCCUCUAACUUUUAAAUGAACGUUUUUAUGGAAAAAUCACUAAGAUCUUUUUGUAGUGCGAAGAAAUAUGUUGUAUUGGAAUAUCACUUCUGCAAAAUUUAAGAUUUACUUGCUUAACGCAAAAUAUCCAAAACUCUCUAUGUUAUACAUUUGUACAUACAUAGGUAUAUUCGGAAAAAGAAAUAUAAUUUAGGUACGUUUUAAAUUGAAAAUAAGUAGCUUGUUUGUGUUGGAUCCUUGUUUUUAGAGCAAACACUGAAACUUCAGGGGGCGUAUGCAAAAACACAAUCAACUUGUGAAAUAACGAACACUAUGAAAAGUAUAUACAUAGAAGUUGUACAUAGGGCAUUUUACGAAUAAUAAUAUUCGGUUUGCACUAUCCGGAUAGUCGUAAUUUGUCGACUAUUUGAUUAACCGUUCAUUUUCGACUGUUCGGUUAACCGUUCGUUGUCGACUAUACGAAUAGUAAGCGUUCAUUCAAAAACACAA